Lepus europaeus (European hare) is the source of this 378-nucleotide messenger RNA. RefSeq names its product large ribosomal subunit protein eL31-like. Gene Ontology annotation, cellular component: cytosolic large ribosomal subunit; ribosome. The record is from RefSeq and is a predicted model, not a curated record. The coding region runs from base 1 to 378 and encodes 125 amino acids. Gene Ontology annotation, biological process: cytoplasmic translation. Gene Ontology annotation, molecular function: structural constituent of ribosome. The transcript has a single exon. NCBI's taxonomy places the organism in Eukaryota, Metazoa, Chordata, Mammalia, Lagomorpha, Leporidae.
AUGGCUCCCAUAAUGAAGGGUGGCAAAAAUAAGAAAUGCCAUUCUGCCAUCAACAAAGUGGUGACCCAAAAGUGUACAAUCAACAUUCACAAGCACAUCCAUGGAGUGAGUUCCAAGAAGCAUGAUCCUGGGACACUCCAAGAAAUCUGGAAGUUCACCAUGAAAGAGAUGGGGACUCCAGAUGUGCACACUGCUACCAGGCUCAGCAAAGCUGUCUGGGCUACAGGAAUAAGCAACCUCCAAUACCACAUCCACAUGAGAUUGUUCAGAAAACAUAAUGAGAAUGAAGAUUUUCCAAAUAAGCUCUACACUUUGGUUACCUACAUAUCGGUCACCAUUUUAAAAAAUCUAGAGUCAAGGUGGAUGACAACUGAUUAA